Branchiostoma belcheri (Belcher's lancelet) is the source of this 801-nucleotide messenger RNA. RefSeq lists its product as uncharacterized. The transcript has 3 exons. NCBI's taxonomy places the organism in Eukaryota, Metazoa, Chordata, Leptocardii, Amphioxiformes, Branchiostomatidae. The coding region runs from base 283 to 801 and encodes 172 amino acids. The record is from RefSeq and is a predicted model, not a curated record.
GCCGAUAACGUGGCUUGAACACCAGCAUGUGCAUUGUUGUACGUUUCAACAAGUGUAAACAGGUCCUUUUUACUAAUAAUUAAUAGGCCCGCAGAAUAGGAGAACUGGCGGUCAUGUGUACAAGGAAGUAGUGUGUGGUAGCAGGUCCUUCGAGCUUACUUCUGUAUCUGUAUAGCCAGUAUAACAGCCCUUCGGUGUAACACAUGAACACCAGCUUCGAACACUACUUGAGGCCUGCCACUGUGGGUGUGCUUGUUAGGUUGUUUUGAUAGUUCUGAUACCAUGGCGAUUGUGUACAUCUACGGUACCCGGCUAUUCGGGUCCUGCGAUUACUUCACUGUGGAGGGGCAGGAAAUGUACGUGCGAACGUUAUUCCACCACUGCAACUCCAUGCCGUAUGGGCCCAAAGAGAGUUACCUGUUCCUGCCAGACGGCCGAGCUAUCGAGCUUCCGGAGGUGGUGGGCAGGUCGGUGGGGUGGGCGUGGCUUCGGUACCUGGCCUGGGAUAGCUUCCUCAUCCUCAUGGUUGUGGCUGUUAUCCAACUAGUAAGGGGACAUUCUGAUGUAACGUGGCCGUGGGCGCUGCUUGGGUUGUCCGUCGUGUGUCUGUUCGCCGCCAUUUUGCUCACUGUCUACAAGCCGAAAGCCAGCGAGAAGAGCAAGCAGGAGUACCUCAACAUGGUCGGCCUGGUGGUGGUGCAGCGGUUCCUACAAGAGCUGGCGGCUGCCGAGGCCGCGGAUCACGGCAGCCCCGAUCAGGAAGCUGUCCAACUCGUCGAAAUGCAAGAUCAUGGUCACUGA